This is a messenger RNA of Rodentolepis nana, 882 nucleotides long. Lineage: Eukaryota; Metazoa; Platyhelminthes; Cestoda; Cyclophyllidea; Hymenolepididae. The record is from the annotation of a GenBank genome assembly.
AUGACAAAAAAUCGCUCAAAUAAAAAGUCCAACAAAAGGACAUCACAGCAAUCACAUCCUCCAAACGAGAUGACGAUUCCUCCGGAAGCUGAAACACACGACUCGGGGUCCCUGAAUAAUCGGAAAAUGUCGUUUUUAUCAACUGAUGAUUUUGUUAAAGCCUUAAAUGGCCAACGGUGCAUAAAAAGGAUCCUAGUGGCUAACAAUGGCAUUGCGGCAGUGAAAUGCAUGCGAUCAAUUCGUUCCUGGGCCUAUGUGACCUUCCGAAAUGCAGAGGCCUUUUUCUUCGUCUGUAUGGCCUCCCCGGAGGAUGUACAUGCCAGUGCCGAGUACAUUAAGAUGGCCAACAAGAUGGUCAUGGUGCCUGGUGGUUCAAACGUCAACAAUUACGCCAAUGUGGAACUCAUUCUUCAGACAGCUGUCUCAAACCAUGUCGAUGCCGUUUGGGCUGGUUGGGGACAUGCGUCUGAGAAUCCUCAAUUGCCGGAAGUUCUUGCCAAACACAACAUUGCCUUUUUAGGUCCUUCACACGAGGCAAUGUGGGCUUUAGGUGACAAAAUCGCCGCAACAAUUCUCGCGCAAAGUGCUGGUGUUCCUACUGUUCCAUGGAGUGGUUCUCAUAUCACAGUGGACGUAAAAAAGCUUGAAAAAUCGCCCCAACACUGCUCUUCAGUUCUCUCCGAGCUUAUAUCGCCAGAUGUUUUUGCAAAUGCCUGUGUAAAGACACCAGAAGAAUGUCUGGCUGUCUCUGAUCGCAUUGGCUAUCCUGUUAUGAUCAAAGCCUCUGAGGGCGGUGGUGGCAAGGGGAUUCGUCGUGUUGAAGGAUCUGAGGAUGUUGCUGCUUUAUUCAAUCAAGUGAGUGGGAUUGUUAUCUGCCUUUAA